This is a messenger RNA of Manihot esculenta (cassava), 1152 nucleotides long. RefSeq lists its product as uncharacterized. The transcript is spliced from 2 exons. Lineage: Eukaryota; Viridiplantae; Streptophyta; Magnoliopsida; Malpighiales; Euphorbiaceae. The record is from RefSeq and is a predicted model, not a curated record. The coding region runs from base 420 to 797 and encodes 125 amino acids.
UAUUGAAUAGGCCGGAACGGACAAGUGACAAGAACCAAAUUCGAUAUUACAAUCACCACAAGAAAAAUAGCAAAAAGCACAGUGAAGGGCAGCUUGAAUGGAUACAGAUAGCGUCGAAGAAGAACAAACACAACGAAAGAGGAGUAGCAAACUUAGCCGGUCAUCGGUCUGUAGUAGCGUUACUCAUCAUACAUAGCAGUACAAUUUCGAGUAGUGAAUACUGGAUAACAGAAAGCCUUUCAUAAGAAUCGAAAUCGAGUCGUCACCCUCAAGAUAAACGAAAACUAUAGGUUCGAUAAAAUACUCUCGUCAUUAAUAAAUAAAAAUCUAAAAAAAAAAUCUCAAUAAAAUAUAAUGAAUCAGCAAAACAUAUCCGCCUCAGCAAAAAUCAGAGGACGAAAGACUUAGAAAUAAUACCAAUGGCGACCAAGACGUGGAAGAUAAUACCAAGACCAUUACUUGAAACAAUUUUAAACAACCAUGCUCAGCACCACCGCGUUCCUCAGCCUCUCAUACUCCAUGGCCCCGCGGCACCGGCAAAACCACCCUCAUUCUCGAACGUCUCCUUAACGACUAGAACAAAGGCCCUCAUAUCACCAGUUAUGUGGACUUUGCUCAAUCGGUUAAGGACCAUCAUUUGCAGCGUAACAACUCUUUCUCAUAGGCGUCUUGGUCUACUUGUGAUUCCUCGGCUCUUUCCAGUUGUAAAACCCAGCUCGAAACUUGCCUUGAAUCAAUGGCUUAUAAGGGAAUCCAGCUCGGCACCAUUACCUCCAAUCAAAUCUUCUCCAUUCUAAAUAAAUGCACCGCCUCGACACCGCCAUUCGCUGCAUAAUAAUCCUGAAUAAUUACGGUAGUCCAUCAAGAUAAAAAAAAAUGCCAUUUUUGAUAAGAUUUUUGGUUCAGUUCUUUGGGUGCAGGAAGAUUUCACACUAUCUGCUCGAUCAAAUGCCCAAGAGAUUGAUGGGCUUCCAGGAUUGGUGGAUAGAGGAAAGAGUUUGUCAUUAGAGGAAACUUCAUAUUUUAGAGAGGCGAUUGUAGCGUUGAGAUUGGCUAAGAAGGUGAUUAAAGUGCAGCAAGGCGAUUGUAGCGUUUAUUUUCAUUAGACGAUAGGAAUAUGUAGUUAACUAAGAAAUUUUCUUCAAUUCUCUG